Messenger RNA from Larimichthys crocea (large yellow croaker), 5881 nucleotides. It is a transcript of the gene usp10, whose product is annotated as ubiquitin specific peptidase 10. Gene Ontology annotation, molecular function: cysteine-type deubiquitinase activity. The record is from RefSeq and is a predicted model, not a curated record. Gene Ontology annotation, cellular component: cytosol; nucleus. NCBI's taxonomy places the organism in Eukaryota, Metazoa, Chordata, Actinopteri, Sciaenidae. Gene Ontology annotation, biological process: protein deubiquitination; regulation of autophagy; DNA damage response, signal transduction by p53 class mediator. The coding region runs from base 300 to 2933 and encodes 877 amino acids. The transcript has 15 exons.
CCGGAAGUGUUUGUCGUCAUUCCUCGAGCUCACGCUGCCGCUUACAACCGACCGCGCGCUGCUUUUUGGCUAGCGAGCGAGGAAGAGGCUCGACAGAAAUGGCGCUGACGGCAAGGCGAGCAGCAUGAAGUGCUGAUGCAUUACAUGGAUCAAAACUCACGAGUGCCAGGACAACGUCGGGAAAAUGACAAUGGCGUCGAAGUAGGACACCUUUUGUAACUGUCAUUACAAACCUACAACACCUUUCCCCGGGAGAGUUUUCAUCUUGUCGGCGGAGAAGAGGAGACCUCACCGGGAGCAUGGCUUCGUACAGCAACCAGUACAUCUUCGGGGAAUUCAGCCCUGAUGAGAUCAAUCAAUUUUUUGUGACUCCACGAUGUUAUGUUGAGCUUCCUCCGUUCAAUGACAAAGUCCCGUGCGUCACUCAGUCUUCUGGAAGUUACUGCACUCCUGCUGUACCUUAUAUUAUGGAGUCUAUGGGACUGCAGGUUUGCGCAGAAGACUAUCAGCGCAUUGAGUUUGGCGUUGACGAGGUGAUGGAUUCCAAGCCUAUUGGGAUGAACGAUCCUUUAUACAAGGUGUCGAGCACCCUCAACCCCCAGGCUCCAGAGUUCAUCCUGGGCUGCCAGUCAGCCCAGAAGGCCCAACAGACGGCCGCUCCAGCAGCUGAUGUACCCGAUGGAACGCACUUCAACUCGCUGGAUGGCCCUGAUUCAGAGGCCUCAGCCAUGGACAAUCACCAGGCCUGCCAGGACAUGGAUGGACUCCCUGGCAGUCUGGGACAGCGGGAGAGGAAGAAAAAGAAAAAGCGACCGCCGGGGUAUUACAACUACCUGGACCCAUCAACUGGCAAUAGCAAUGCAGCAGAUGGGACGCCUGUGACAGCACUGGUGAACGGACAUGCACUCGGUGGCCCACACCACAAUGCUGAAGAUGUGGACGGUAAGGCAUUGUCAGGGGCUGAACUUUCCACCCCUGGGCCUGUGUCAACAACGGCAUCAACAGCUGCUGUGGCAGUGGCCAAGUUUGCCCCCACAUCCACUGCCAAUCAGAGGACUUGUGAUAGCCCUGAUGACUCUUCUUUGGACUUAACAAGUGGAGCUGCCUCUUUAUCAGAUGGCAACAAUGCAAUUUCCUCCUCUUCAUCCUCUUCUCAAAGCAGAGGGAUGACUGAGGGGCCAAGGACUGCAGAUCAGCAGCCAGAUCAUUUGGCUCCACAGAGCCCAGAACUUUCAGAUCCUCCACACAGCCCCUGCUCCAAAUCACCACUUCCUCCUUCAGCUGCUGUGGCCAUCUUCUCUGUCGCCACUUCCAUUAUGACUACUGAACUGGAGGGAAGGGAGCUGGCGGACAGUGGGGUGGCCAAUGGGCUAACAGAGCCUGAUACUCCUGUCAGUGCAGAUGGACACAAAGAAGACUGUGAGAGUGGGGAGCAGGCUCAGCAGGUCUCCCCAGACUCUGCUGCCCAACCGGUAGUGACAGAGCAGGGCCAUUCGCCUGCAAUCCCAGCUGCGCCUGCUGCCAACCUCCCCAAAUCUUGGGCUAGCCUCUUCCACAACUCCAAGCCUCUGCCUGGGGGCCCUCAGGCCUUUGUGGAGGUAAAGAAUGUUGUGGAAGUUGUUUCUCCCUCCCUCGCUACGCCAGAGCAGCCUGAGAAAGUUGGGGAGGUCAAAGAUGGCCCUGUCCACGUAUCAGAGGAUCCCAUGGCCCCAAAACUUGCAGAACUUAUUGAGAAUGUGAAGUUGAUACAUAAACCAGUGUCUUUGCAGCCGAGAGGACUGAUCAACAAGGGAAACUGGUGCUAUAUCAACGCUACCCUACAGGCCCUGAUCGCAUGCCCUCCCAUGUAUCACCUGAUGAAGUCCAUUCCUCUGCACAAUGAAACGCAGAGACCGUGUACCUCCACACCCAUGUUAGACAACUUUGUACGGCUGGUGAAUGAGUUCAACAACAUGCCCGUGCCAUCUAAAGCCAAACAGCAAGCUGUUGGUGACAAGGCCAUGAAAGACAUUCGGCCCGGUGUCCCCUUUGAACCGACCUACAUUUAUAGACUCCUCACUCUCAUCAAGUCAAGUCUCUCUGAGAAGGGCCGACAAGAGGAUGCGGAGGAGUAUCUUGGCUUCACUCUUAACGGAUUGCAUGAGGAGAUGCUGGCUUUGAAAAAAUUAAUCUCACCUCAGGAAGAGAAAGCUCCAACGCCCAACGGGCCAGAGUCCCAGCCAGGUGUGGAGGAAGACGUUGCUGAUAAGGACGAAGAAGGUAGUGAGGAUGAGUGGGAGCAAGUUGGCCCCAGAAACAAGACUUCCAUCACUCGCCAAGCAGACUUUGUCCGCACACCCAUCACUGAUAUAUUUGGUGGGCACAUCAGAUCGGUGGUGUAUCAACAAAACUCUAAAGAGUCAGCCACUCUGCAGCCUUUCUUCACCCUGCAGCUGGACAUCCAGUCAGAGAAGAUCCGCACUGUCCAGGAGGCUCUAGAAACCUUGGUGGCAAGAGAGUCGGUCCAGGGCUACACUUCUAAAACCAAGCAGGAGAUUGAGAUUAGUCGGAGGGUGACUUUGGAAGAGCUGCCCCCUGUGCUGGUGCUCCAUCUCAAGAGAUUUGUUUUUGAAAAGACUGGAGGCUGCCAGAAACUGACCAAGAACAUUGAUUACCCCGUUGACCUGGAAAUCAGCAAAGAUCUCUUGUCCUCUGGAGUGCGGAGCAAAGUUGUGAAAGGCCAAAGAACUUACCGGCUCUUUGCAGUUGUCUAUCACCAUGGGAACAGCGCAACAGGAGGUCAUUACACCACGGAUGUCUUCCACAUUGGUCUUAACGGCUGGCUGCGCAUUGAUGACCAGACAGUGAAGGUCAUCAACCAGUACCAGGUGGUGAAGCAGACUGCAGAGCGCACUGCCUACCUGCUGUAUUACCGCCGUGUCGACCUGCUGUAGACACACACACACACACAUCCCAACAAUACACGCAAGAAAACCCGAAUAUAUCCACAAACCGCACACGAAAAACAUACAUGCUCAAAAUGCACUUGUUGACAUUACAGUACAUCUACACAUGACAAACACACACAAAACUAAUGAACAGGAACACUGCCCAACUUGUUCUCUUGCAAGAUUUUCCUCUUCUUCCCUCCUGUCCCUGCUUUCCUGAGAACCAGCUUUUCCAACACCUUUUUCCUCGUCUCUUUUUUCUUUUUGGAAGAAGAGAAAACAAGCUGCAUUCACAAAGAUUUCCCUGUGACUGCCCUCUCUUCUCUGUGCACCACUGCUGUUUUUUUUUGUUGUUUUUUUUGUCCUUUAUUGUUUUACUAAAGCAACAAGGAAGGUGGGGUUGGGGUUACAAGUUAGGACCUGAGACUCGCCCUCUGGAUGAGCCCACAGCUCGGCUCAGAUAGCAAACAGUGGACUCACACGGGAAAGAACUAUGUACCACAGGCUGCAAGUGGACUGCUGCGGUAAUUUCUCUUGUUUGAAUUACCUUUUUACAGAAAUGACCCAGAAUUAUCAGUGUUUGCCUUUUUAAGUAAAGGAGAACUGUUGGCCUAACGAGUUUGCAGCAGUUUAAAAGCCUAUUUGAAUUUGCCCUUGUGCAUUGGAAAGGCCCAGCACCAGCAUUAUCAUGAGUCUCCUCCCACGGCCAGAUCGCCUUCUUCUCUGCCACCAACAACUCCUCCUCCUCCAUUUCCUCACUUUUACGAUGCUUUUAAAUCUAGGUACAACUUGAGCCAUCAAAAACAAUGGGGCGGGGGUGAGGGAAGAUAGUUGGUACAUUGAAUGGGAACUGAACAGCCGCCUUGUCUGAGAGAUCCUUGUUAUGUUAUCUGGGUUUAGAUUUAGAGAGACUAUCUAAAAAAUAAAAAAAAAUAAAAAAAAAUAUUAAUGCGCUUUAGAAUUUAAUAACAAAUAUGCUUCUGUGCACAAAGUAUAAACUGAUUGAUUACAGUAUGACAGGCAAAUGCAUAUUUUGCAAAUAUUUAGAUUAAAAUGUUAAAAAAAAAAUGACUAAAAAUUUAGCUGACUGAAAACUUGUUUGGGUCCUCAAGGACUGUGCCGGUUUUUAGACUCAGUUCUUGCACUGGAGAGAUGGCAACCAAUCGAGACAGAUUCCACUGCAAAACCUGCCCUUGUUUACUUUGUACAUUUCCUUCUAAAUCCAUUCAUAUUUUUUGUGUUGUUUAAGGUUCCACCUGUGUAUAGGUGGCUUAUCAGUGUAGUUUUUGAGCCACACCACCCCUCUUACCCCCCAACUCAGCAGAAAGCGGGGGCUGCCUUAGGUUCAAUGUGUGAUGUUUUUCCACUCAGUGUACAAGUCUAACCCUGAUCAGGCACCAAACAGCAAGUCUAAUGUCUGAAGAGUUAGAGGAGUGUACCUGACACCUGUGUAUUUACUCUUUUGUGGCUCAGCAGUUCCUCCCAGUCGAGGGACGCUGAGCUUUGAGGGGAAGUGGGACUACAUCUGUGCUAAGCUCUGCAUAAAGACCCUGGAUAUGUGCACAAAAAGAGAUAGUGUUUGCUUUUGUUGAAGAUAUUGAAUUUCUUUUCUCUUCUUUUUGAUCAUUCAUUGAUUGUGAUGACUUUUGUUUGACUUACUAAACAAUGUUUUUUUUUGUUUUGUUUUGUUUUUUGUCAUUGAUCAUUUAUCGGCUGUUCCCAUGCUCUCGCUCCCUUCAGAAAAAUAUGCUUGCAUUUGAAUUGGUGUUUGAAAAGAAAUUACACAAGCUAAAGCACAACAAUGAAUAAAAUUGAACUAGAUAUUUGCUUGAUAUUUAUUUCCAUUUUUGUCAUUUUCACUAUAUAUUUUUUGUUUUGUUUUGUUUUGCUGAAGACCCAUUUAAUUCAAACCACCAGUGUCAGAAUCUCAGUAUUGAAAAAAAAAAAUGUGAUCAGAUCAAGUAUUUCUAUUUCGGUUUGUGUACUUUGACCUUUUCACCCAUAAAAAUCCUGCUUUUUGUCUGACGGACUUCCUCACACAUAGUUGUCCAUAAAUUAAAACAAGGUACACAGGUGAGAAGGUGGUUGUCUCACAUAUCUUUUCCAGUACUUGAUUUUGAAGUUCAUGAGACUGAUUCUGUUCAGUCUUUUGAAUUUGAAGUCAUAUUUUUAACAAAAUGACAAUGUCACGUUAGAUAUAAAUUAUUUUUUAGCAUCUAUGUGAUAUUAUUACAUGAACAUUAUGAACAGAGUCCCUUUUUUUUUUUUUCUUUCGUGUGUGUCAAAGUCAAAAGCCUUUUCCCAGGUAAACCAAAGGACAACAUUCUAUCGGCCCUAGAGCCUCUCCUUCAGUAUAUAUACAAACUUUGUUUUUGCCCUCUCCAUCCGUGGUCUUGCAGCCAUGUCUCGACUCAUUCCACACUGCAAACAGGCAUGCAAUCUUCAUCAUGCAUAAUGUUAAUGAUAGUACAGUUGUGCUGUUGGCUUUUUAGUCAUUUCUGCACAAAUUGUGACAUUUGUUGAUUUCCAUAUUUUUUUCCCCCCUUUUUGAGAAAAAAAAAAUGUUUUUGAGAGUUUGGGACUUUGAACAGACACCAUUGAGCUUUCUGUUGUAUAGUUUUGUCUCACUCUCUCAUGGCUGGUCAGGAAAUGUGCUGGUGAAAUGCUUCAAUAAUGUCUCUUUUCAGUAUGUGCUAACACUAUUGUCUGCUGGGAAUUGUUGGGAUAUUGACCUAAAAACAAAAAUCUAUACUGUCUUUUAAUUUCAAGCCUCCAGCAUUCUAUUUUGUUAAUUGUUCAAAUAAAGGAUUGUGCAAAAAGCAGUUUGCUAAUGAGGUGUAGUCAGAAGACUACUUGGCUUUCUUAUAAUACAGUAAAUACUGAACAUCUGCAGUCUCUACACUCUGGACUGGCCUACAGAACAAUGUGCACAAUAAACCAAAACAACAAAACGA